UUACGCCUGUCAUCCCCGUGCGCCGCCGUCCUCUUCCCCUCUCUCCUCCCGCACCAAUCGCUCUGUGUGAGACACAGAAAACAAGCGGACCCGAGGCGCGAGCUGUAGCCCGGACCGGCCUCCCCAGCGCCCCCUCCCGCCACAGCCGUAGGGCUCCGGCCGAGGAGGUACCGGGCACCCACGCGUGGCGGCUGCCGCCCGCCUCUGCCUGCGGAGCGCCCCGCGCAGAGACUCACACAUGCCUGAGACCAGAGUGGGAGCGGCGCUGAGCCCGGCCGCCUGGGUUCCCCGCGCUGCCUGGCUGGGGCCCUAGCAGCGCCCCGGCCGCUGGAGCCGGGUGCGGCGGCUCCCGGUGCCCGAGUGUAUGAGAGGGAGCGCGGAGCGGGGGCCGCGGCCCGAGCCACUCGCCUCCUCUCCCGGACGGCGGCAGCAGAGAGACCGGCCCGGGGGGAAGCGAGGGGGCAGCGGCUCCAUGUGAAGAGACCCGAACACGCACGUGAACCGCCGAGCAGCCCCCCGGAGCCGGGAGGCAGCGAGAGAGACUCGGGGACCCGGCAGCCGAGGGGGGCUGACCUGUCUCUCACUAAAGUUUCCCGGACACGCUGUGCCUCUCGGGACCUGGCGUCCAACUUACUGUGAAGUCCUAGAGUCCCCGCAGGGAAGCGGAUCCCCCUGUCCCCGGCACAAGGGUGAGCUUUAGCCGCCCCCUGUAUCACUGAUAGCGUAUCUGCUGCAGCCAGACAGCCAAAGGAGGGAAACUUAACGCGCCGCUGUUGCUGUUCCUAAGGCAUAAUAUUAGACUACCAGAGAGACUGUGAGAAGUUCUAAAGAAAUCUGUUCCUGCUAACUUUGGGUAACAGAAGGACGUUUCGGAAAGAAUGAAUUCAAGUGGUCUAGAUCACUUAAGCAUCUGCUUGACAGACGUAGACUCAGAGGAAAAAAACGUAAGCCUGUUGAGUUGCUGAUGGUGGUGAAGUAUUGAUCCAUUAAAAAGGCUUGCAGUGAAGCUUUUUACUUGAUAAUGUGAAAGCAUUUGCAUCAUCAGAUAGUCUAGCCAAGGUCCAAGAAGUAGCAAGCUGGCUUUUGGAAAUGAAUCAGGAACUGCUGUCUGUGGGCAGCAAGAGGCGACGAACUGGAGCGUCUCUUCGAGGUAAUGCUUCCUCAAGCCAAGUAGAUGAGGAGCAGAUGAAUCGAGUUGUGGAGGAGGAGCAGCAGCAGCAGUUACGACAACAAGAGGAGGAGCACAUUGCAAGGAAUGGGGAAAUAGGUGUAGUAGAGUCUGGACUUGAUGACAGAAUUGAAUCCCAGCAAGAACAGUUAGAAGAAAAUAACAAUAGGCUUAUUGUAGUGGAUGAAGAAUCCACUGGUAACCACGAGGAGGAGGAAGAGGAAGAACAUGGUGGUGAACAAGAGGAGGAGGUGGAAGAAGAGGAGGAAAUGGACCAGGAGAGUGAUGAUUUUGAUCAGUCUGAUGACAGCAGCAGAGAAGAUGAACACACUAACAGUAAUAGUGUCACAAAUUCAAAUAGUAUCAUGGAUUUGCCCAUACACCAGUCAUCUCAAUUCUACAUAAAGUCAAAGAUGAAGAGAAAGUUGGACCAUGGCUCCGAGGUCCGUUCUUUCUCUCUGGGAAAGAAACCCUGCAAAGUCUCAGAAUACACGAGCACUACUGGGCUUGUGCCAUGUUCAGCAACACCUACUACUUUUGGGGACCUGAGAGCAGCCAAUGGCCAAGGACAACAGCGGCGCCGGAUUACAUCUGUCCAGCCACCUACAGGACUUCAAGAAUGGCUGAAAAUGUUUCAGAGCUGGAGUGGACCAGAGAAGUUACUUGCUUUAGAUGAACUCAUUGAUAGUUGUGAACCAACACAAGUGAAACAUAUGAUGCAAGUGAUAGAGCCCCAGUUUCAACGAGAUUUUAUUUCCUUGCUCCCAAAAGAGUUGGCACUAUAUGUGCUUUCAUUCCUGGAACCCAAGGACCUUCUGCAGGCAGCACAGACAUGCCGUUAUUGGAGAAUUCUGGCUGAGGAUAACCUUUUGUGGAGAGAGAAAUGCAAGGAGGAGGGGAUUGACGAACCAUUGCAUAUCAAGAGAAGGAAAGUAAUAAAACCAGGCUUCAUACAUAGCCCAUGGAAAAGUGCUUAUAUCAGACAGCACAGAAUUGAUACUAACUGGCGGCGAGGAGAACUUAAAUCUCCUAAGGUGCUCAAAGGACAUGAUGAUCAUGUAAUCACAUGUCUACAAUUCUGUGGUAACCGAAUAGUCAGUGGUUCUGAUGACAACACAUUGAAAGUUUGGUCAGCAGUUACAGGCAAGUGUUUAAGAACACUAGUUGGACACACAGGUGGAGUCUGGUCAUCACAAAUGAGGGACAAUAUCAUUAUUAGUGGAUCUACAGACCGAACACUUAAAGUAUGGAACGCGGAGACUGGAGAAUGUAUUCAUACUUUAUAUGGACACACUUCUACUGUGCGUUGUAUGCAUCUCCAUGAAAAAAGAGUUGUCAGUGGGUCUCGAGAUGCCACGCUGAGAGUUUGGGACAUAGAGACAGGCCAAUGUUUACAUGUUCUGAUGGGACAUGUAGCUGCAGUCCGGUGUGUUCAGUAUGAUGGCAGGAGGGUUGUUAGUGGAGCAUAUGAUUUUAUGGUCAAAGUAUGGGAUCCAGAGACUGAAACCUGUCUACACACACUGCAAGGGCAUACUAAUAGAGUCUAUUCAUUACAGUUUGAUGGCAUCCAUGUAGUGAGUGGAUCUCUCGACACUUCAAUCCGAGUUUGGGAUGUGGAGACGGGAAACUGCAUUCACACAUUAACGGGCCACCAGUCAUUAACAAGUGGAAUGGAACUGAAAGACAAUAUUCUUGUGUCUGGGAAUGCAGAUUCAACAGUCAAAAUCUGGGAUAUCAAAACAGGACAGUGUUUACAGACAUUGCAAGGUCCUAACAAGCAUCAGAGCGCUGUGACCUGUUUACAGUUCAACAAGAACUUUGUAAUUACCAGCUCAGAUGAUGGGACUGUAAAACUUUGGGACUUGAAAACGGGUGAAUUUAUCCGAAAUCUAGUCACAUUGGAGAGUGGGGGAAGUGGAGGCGUUGUAUGGCGGAUCAGAGCCUCCAACACAAAGCUAGUGUGUGCAGUUGGAAGCCGAAAUGGAACUGAGGAAACAAAGCUGCUGGUGUUGGACUUUGAUGUGGAUAUGAAGUGAAGGGCAAAAAAAUGAAUUUGUCCAAAUGUGUAGACGAUGUUUCCCUUCCCUCCCCCUGCAAAAAAAAAAAAAAAAAAAAAUACAUCCCUUGUCCUUGGUGGUGCAGGAUGUUGGCUUGGGGCAACAGAUCCUAAAGACCUACAGACUAUGAAGGAGGAGACUGCAAGAUGACAAACUGUAACUGACAAGAGAGGCAUUUGCUGUCUCAUCACAUAAAAAGCUUCACUUUUGACUGGGGCAGCUUUGCAAAUAUAAGACUUUCUAAAUCAAACCAGGUGCAAUUAUUUCUUUAUUUUCCUCUAAGUGCUCAUUGAGCAGAGUGGAGGUUAAAAAGUUGUUACAAUUCUUGCUAACCUGUUAUUUUACCACAGAGAUCUAGAAAGUUGCUGCAUAACAUCCGUUACUGGAUGACUUUCAAAGUUGCGAGCAUCCGUGGCAACGACAAAGUCAAAUCCUGGUGUGGAAAAGCUAAAAUCUUACUGUGAAUUGUUUUUGUACAGUUUUAUCAGAGUCUUUUUUUUUUUUUGUCCAGCCAUUGCCAAUGUCAAUCACAGUAUUAGCCUCUGUUACUCUAUUUACUGUUGCUUUCAUCUACACUCUACAAUGCAUAUGUUGCUCUGAGGUGGCAAGUUGUCCUGGGUUCUGAGAGUUCUUGAAUGGAUUUAACUCUCAAUGCUGGUGCUAGAAGUAGGUCUUCAAGUAUGGGAUUGUUGUCCCACCCCUGUACUGUAUUCCCAGUGGCCAAACUUAUUUAUGCUGCUAAAUGAAAGAAAGUAAAGCAAAUUAUUUCUUGUUUUUUAAUUUUUUUUCUGCUGUGACGUUUUAGUCCCAGACUGAAUUCCAAAUUUGCUCUAGUUUGGUUACAGAAAAAGACUUUUUGCCACUGAAACUUGAGCCAACUGUGCCUCUAAGAGGCUGAGAGUUAAAAAGUUUCAGACAAUUAAGAGUGAAGUUUGCCUGCAAGUAAAGAAUUGAGUGUGUGUGCAAAGCUUAUUUUCUUUUUUCUGGGCAAAAAUUAAAACACAUUCCUUAGAACAAAGCUAUUGCAGCCUGUUCUGUGGGGAAACUUUUUUCUUUGUGAGGGCUGUGGUGAAUGGAAUGAACAUGCAUAAUAAAACUGACAAAUUUUAAAAAUAUAAAUACAAAAAUAAAAUUGCUGGUCAGUCUUAGUGUUUUACAGUAUUGAGAAAAACAACUGUUACAGUUAUUGCUGCAAGGAACUGACACAGUGCAAAAACUAUUACGUUUUUGUAAUAAAGAUGUACAUGCAAACAAAAAAGAAAAAGUCAAAUGGUUUGCCUCAUUCUCCAAGAGCCACAACUCAAGCUGAACUGUGAAAGUGGUUUAACACUGUAUCCUAGGCGAUCUUGUUUUUCCUCCCUUUUUUGUUUUGUUUUAUUUAUAGUCUGAUUGAAAACAAUCAGAUUCCAGUUGGUUAAUUUUAGUUAUGUAACAACCUGACAUGAUGGAGGAAAACAACCUUUAAAGGGAUUGUGUCUAUGGUUUGAUUCACUUAGAAAUUUUAUUUUCUUAUAACUUAAGUGCAAUAAAAUGUGUUUUUCAUGUUA
Messenger RNA from Chrysemys picta bellii (western painted turtle), 4772 nucleotides. It is a transcript of the gene FBXW7, whose product is annotated as F-box and WD repeat domain containing 7. NCBI's taxonomy places the organism in Eukaryota, Metazoa, Chordata, Testudines, Emydidae. Gene Ontology annotation, molecular function: protein binding. Gene Ontology annotation, cellular component: SCF ubiquitin ligase complex. The record is from RefSeq and is a predicted model, not a curated record.